AUGCCCACCCCAGAUCUUCCAGUCGAGCUGUGGCUCGAAGUCCUCGGUCUUCUUCCACGCAGCAUGCUUCACAAGAUGAUAGGGGUCAAUCGGACACUUUUCGAGCUCGCACUGGACGAUAUUUACCAAGAAAUUCGGUUCAUUAACGACGACAAAGAGAUGGUGAAGAGCUUCAAGCAGCUCAAACAUACGAACAUUGCCAACCGGGUCCAGCACCUGUUCAUUCGACCUGCCUUUCUUCCCGGCAUGGACGAGGAUGAACAACCAAGAAGUUCUUUUCGUAAAAGUCUCUCCUCGGGAUUCACCUAUGUCAAGAGUCACCUGGGGGUAACCUCUUGUUCAGAGACCCCUGAAGUUAUCGCGCCCAGCCCGUCCUCAAAGAUUCUUGAAGCAGCUAGCAAAGCUGUCAAGCUCUGUCCCAACCUCCGCGAAAUUACCAUUGUCCUCUACGACCAUGCUCUUACUCCAGCAUUUGCCGCAUUUCUUAACUCGAUGUGGAGCCUCGACUCGGUCGCUCCAAACCUGCUCAAGUUGAACAUUGAUACGACCCUUGUCAAGAUUCCGCUCCUCCUGAACCCGUUAAUUCGGUGUGCCGGCCAGCUAACCAAUCUGGAAGAAAUAGACAUCACGUUGUCGGUGACUCGCUUUCGUCAAUCCGAGGAAGAUUAUCGUCUUGCAAAGUUGGCCAUACAAUCCUUUUUGACUGUGUUUAAGGGCACCAUAAGAUCUGUAACACUUUCAUCUUCACUCAUUGUCGACCUCAGUUCGCUCUUCGACGGUUUUCCGAUCCUACCGAAGCUAACAAAGUUCGACCUUCGCACCAUCUUCCGAAACGAAACCCUUCCCAAUGCCGGUAGUCUCACUCGUCUCCUUUCGAAACAUGCUUCAAUUCUCGAGCACCUGGUCGUCAAGACGCGCCCUCGAGCUGCAACAAUUGAACGUUCCGACGAGAUUUACAUCAAGUGGCUCAACCCAAUCAGCAAACCGACCUCAGACAAACAACAUGGCUUUCCGCAGCUCGUCCUGCCAGCUCUCCGCACCCUCGACGUCGGCCUACGCGAGUCAGACCAACUGGGGAUGUGGCCAUACACUUCGGAGAGCACUCCCAAGCGACCGCCACUACCUCCGCUUUCCCAGGUCACCCCGAACAUCACGAACCUCACCCUGCAGGAUGUGCGCCUGACUUUCACCCGUGUUUUUGAGGUGGUCAAGAGCCUGACACGCCGAGAAGGUGGUGCCAUCCUGGAAUCGUUGAACGUCUCCGUCGACGUCCUUACGCCCCAAUUAUUUGACCUCUUCUCAUCGGAGCUGCCGCACCUGCGCUCCUUGACUGUUGAUCACAUCGAUAUCUCAUCCUCCACCGGAGAGUACGUUCUCCGCGAUGCUACAUUCUUUCACAAUGCCAUCCAAGCUCGCAGGUACCACAGUUGGCAGUUGCACUAUCUCCGGGUGACGAGGCCCUCGUACUCGAGUUGUACAGUUCCACAUCCUGACACGUUCGUUACGAGAAGUAUUGCCAAGAGUCUGCCUGACUCAGUAGUUGUUGAUACGUCGAGAGACAUUGCUUGUCAGUGCAAUGACAGCUAA
Cyclocybe aegerita is the source of this 1587-nucleotide messenger RNA. The record is from the annotation of a GenBank genome assembly. Lineage: Eukaryota; Fungi; Basidiomycota; Agaricomycetes; Agaricales; Hemipholiotaceae.